AUGCAUCUCAAGCACGUUGUUGCUGCCCUGGCGGCGUUCAGCUCGUUGGCUGCGGCGGCACCUGCUCAGGACGCAAAGGCCGUGGGCAAGGGGCAAGGGCAGAACCAGAACCAGAACCCGAAUCAAGACAAGAACAAUGCAAAGGGCAACAACAAUGACAAUAAGAACAAUAAGAACAACGGCAAGAACAAGAAUAACAACAACAGAAACAAUGGCGAUGUGAACAUUAUUCAAAACAUCAUCAAGCCAAACAUCAUUGUGGUCCAGGAGAACCUCGACAAGAUCAGUCAGCUGCAGAAGCAGAGUGAGAGAGAACUCGCCGCGCUGGUGCAGUCCCAGCUCGCGCUUGCGAAGCAGUUGCAGACUGUCAAGGAUACCAUCCGUAUCAACCACUUCAAGGCGCAGUUUCCUCAAGCGAACACCAUAAUCGUCACUGUCACUGGCCUCGUCGACAACAGAAACCAGGGGCAGCAAAACAAGCGAUAUCUGGUCAACCAGCUCCUCGCAGACAACGGACAGGCUGGGAAGCAGACGCUCGUCAUGGUUACGGACCCGACAAACCUGGAAAUCACGACGCAACAAGCAGCAUCGGUCCAAGCAAACGCCUUUGGUGCCGCCCGCGUGCAACUCGAAUCUCCUCCUUUGACUGCUGCUGGAUCCAACACGUCCGACGUCAGCGCUCAAGCCGUCGGGUCCACCUCCGACAGCAGCCUCAGCCUCGCGGCCUUCAGCCAGGCAGCCCCCUUUGGUCAGGUAGGCCAGAGCAUCAUUCUCCCCGCGGGCACGCAGGCGCCGCAGCUGCUCUCAGUCCCGGACCCAGCCGCCAUCAUCCUGCCGCAGCAGCAGGGCCUCUUUGUGCAGAACGCGGGGACCUUCCUGAGCGACUGCGCCAAGUCCGCCGCCAGCGCCGCCAACGGGAACCCGGCGCUGGCCGGGGCCGCGGCGCAGAUCUAUUCGAGCUUUGAGCAGAUUGCCGCGGCGCAGCUGGCGGGGUUGUCUGGGCUGGGUAUCUUCAUCGGGAACAGGGGCAAUAACACUGCGCAAGCAAUACCGCCUCCGGCUCAGGUUCAGGGCCAGCAAGGAGGACAGAACCUGGGAAGUAUCGCGGUCGGCGCGAACCAAGGACAACCGGCUCCUGCUGCCGCUGCGCAACCCGCCCCUCCACAAGCGGCACCGGCACCGGCCCAACCCGCCGCCGCUCCGCCUCAGGGGAAUACCGGGUCCGGAGUGGUGAUUGUGGGAUUAAGCCCUGGGGGCCAGAGCGCGACGCAACCGGCUUUGGCCCCACCAGCUGCCCCGCCUGCGGCAUGA
This is a messenger RNA of Colletotrichum orchidophilum, 1311 nucleotides long. RefSeq lists its product as uncharacterized. Lineage: Eukaryota; Fungi; Ascomycota; Sordariomycetes; Glomerellales; Glomerellaceae. The record is from RefSeq and is a predicted model, not a curated record. The transcript has 3 exons. The coding region runs from base 1 to 1311 and encodes 436 amino acids.